Messenger RNA from Hibiscus syriacus, 697 nucleotides. RefSeq lists its product as uncharacterized. NCBI's taxonomy places the organism in Eukaryota, Viridiplantae, Streptophyta, Magnoliopsida, Malvales, Malvaceae. The record is from RefSeq and is a predicted model, not a curated record. Bases 74 to 697 code for a protein of 207 amino acids. The transcript is spliced from 2 exons.
AUAAAAAGCAAUCAAAUCUUUCCCGAAAGAAAAAGAAAAUAUUUUCCCAGGAAGAAAGGAAAUCCCAGUUUUAAUGGAGGACUGCAUGAGACUCAGCAUGAGAAAGCUCGCCCUUUGGUACACAAAAACCUUCAAACCCCUAAUGACCCACGACGAGCUCGACCCCAUCAUGGCUACCAUGGGCUUCGUCGGCCUUCCGCCGAUCCAGGGAAGUUCUUCCGCCGUCGCCUGGAAGGAGUACGUCUACAUGGCGGCGUCCCCCGGUGGUUCGUGGCGGUCCAAGUCUUCGACUUGCUUCGGUGCAACGCCGGGUGGUGGUGGCUGUGAACAGCCGCCUAGACCGAGGUUGCCUUACCCCAGGAUCGAUGGGCUCCACAUUUACACCUACCGUGCUUUCCUCGACGCCGUUAACUUUUAUCUCGACAUGUGCGACAUUUCUGAACUCUUCCACGUUAGGGGAAUGCCGCUGAACCGGAGCCACGACCGGACCCGGAAAUGGCGGUGCAUGGAGGAAGACGACGGCGUGUUUGUGUACAGGGAAGGGACACUGGAACAAACGACGUACAACGUGUAUCACUUCAACAAGGUGAACAACACCGCCACCGGCAGCGGCGGUGUCAUUCGAGACAAAGGAAACAGCAACAACAAUAACGUUCCUGUUAGCUGCUUUGUUCAAUUGAAGGAUAUUAUAGUAUGA